Messenger RNA from Daphnia magna, 513 nucleotides. RefSeq lists its product as uncharacterized. Lineage: Eukaryota; Metazoa; Arthropoda; Branchiopoda; Diplostraca; Daphniidae. Gene Ontology annotation, biological process: resolution of meiotic recombination intermediates. The transcript has 2 exons. Gene Ontology annotation, molecular function: single-stranded DNA binding; single-stranded DNA 3'-5' DNA exonuclease activity. The coding region runs from base 1 to 513 and encodes 170 amino acids. The record is from RefSeq and is a predicted model, not a curated record.
AUGGCGAACGUAGCUUCUCUCACAUCCGAACGUGGUGGCCAUCGCGGUACAGUUACUCGACUCAUCGCAAAAAUUUCCGACAUCGUCACCGAUGCUGGCAUGGACCGAGACCGAAAGAUCCACGUGCUGAACAAGAAGUUGGGAGAUCUGCAUGACAAGGUCAAGGUAGUUGAGACGCUCGAUACCGAAAUAGUUGAACUUCUAGUUCUCAUUGGUUUCACUUCUUGCCGUGGUGUGUCUGAUUUUUAUGGUGUUGUACAACUAUCUCUGAUCGAUAGUCAAGGAUCACCUAUUCUCAUUGAAGCAAUCGCCAUUCCUUACAUUGUGGACCCUCUCUCUGAUCCGUAUCGAACAGAUUUACUGAAGCUGCCUCAUCUCAAGAAUCUACUACUGGCUCAUCCGGUCUCAAAGAAUUCUAUCUUCAGCGUCGACAUUCUAAUCGGAGCUGAUUUCUACUGGGACAUCGUCGGUGAUCAAGUCAUUCGUGGGCCAGGCCCAACAGCUGUUCAAUAA